Messenger RNA from Vitrella brassicaformis, 848 nucleotides. NCBI's taxonomy places the organism in Eukaryota, Vitrellaceae. The record is from the annotation of a GenBank genome assembly.
AAGCAGGCCAAGAAGGUCCUCGACGUUGACAUUAAUGAUGGCGCCGCCACACUCGAGCAGCUCCGCAACAGAACGGUCGAGGGUGUAGAGCAGGAGAGCGGCUUCAAGAAGGAGAUGCGGCCCUGGCUGCGCAUAGUGUUCGACAUCCUCAAGGCUUGGCCGGAAGUCGUAGUCAUGACUCGUGAGUGCAUGCCGAAGCGAGAGAGGAUUGCUGGCGGCCCGCAAAACCCCCAAGCCGAUCUGCUGCUGCCCCAUUUGGCCCCAUCAGUGACCAUCGACAGCAGCUACCCCCCAGGCAGCACGGCCCACCAGGUCAUUACAUGGACUCAGUACGGGCUCAGCUGCCUUGAUUGAUGGUACAAGUGUGUGUCUCUCUCCUGGUGUGUGUGUCACCAAACAGAUCAUGUGUCUCAUUCAGUCAGCCCGUCUGGUGCUUGUGAAGAGCGAAGACAAAAAGAUGCUCCGGGAAGAGAUGGGGGAAGAACCGUCCCUCAAGCUGCUGGAAUACAGCCUCCCUGACGACGCGCAGCGAUGCCUGCGCGUCGCGGCUGGUGUGCGGCAGCUGAACGACACACAUGCCUACAGCCUGGUGGAAGAGUUUGCCCCGGAGCUCCUGCAGGAGAGCGGGAAGAGGCAAAAGAAGAGGAAGCAGAAGACGGAUGACACUCAGGAAGCAAAGGAAGCGAGCAGAAGCAAGGCACAGAAAUAUUAAUGGUAGAAACCAUGAGACACGAAUCAUCCGGGCCACCUGCCUCUUCGUGUGGGUUGAGAGUUGACCCUUCAUGGCUGACCCGCAGUCACGGAGCGACGGCAAUCAAUGCGUUUCUUCGAGCAAUAAAACGGAGCGA